CAGGUUCGUACCCGUAGAUCUCGCGAGAAGACUAGGCGACUUUCCCGGCUGCCGGAAGCCGUGGAGUUCUCCAGGUUGUCUGUAACCUCGGCGUGAUGCCCUCCCCGUUCUCGGUCAGAGCCUUCCCGGUCAGCAUCCCCGCGGUGAUCAUGGAGACAGACUGGACAGAACCAUGGCUCCUAGGGCUUGUCGUCUUCCACCUGAUGUGCCUACUUCUCACGUGCUUCUCAUCACAGAGGUAUAAACUACAGAUUGGACACUUCCUGUGCCUAGUAUUGUUAGUCUAUUGUGCGGAGUAUAUUAAUGAAGUGGCUGCAAUGAAUUGGAGAUUGUUUGCAAAAUAUCAGUAUUUUGAUUCCCGGGGAAUGUUCAUUUCUAUUGUGUUCUCGGCACCAUUGCUGUUCAAUGCAAUGGUCAUUGUGAUUAUGUGGGUACAGAAGACUUUGAAUGUGAUGUCUGACCUGAAGAGGAUGCAAGAAAAGAGAAAGGAGAGGAAAAGGAGAAGAAAAGAAGAAUAACGCCUAGCUGUUGCCGUGGACCUUGUUUUUCCUCUGGCUUGGUUGUUUCCAGAUAUAAGCUGCACAUGGCCCAGAUGUUCCUUUGUCAGCAUACUCGUGGUUUGGAAAUGGAGCCCUCGAUAAAGUUUCUUAAAAGAACUAACAUUGUCACCUGGAUGCAUGUUGAAUGUGAACACACAUUUGCAUGGUGGGAGCUUUCUGGUUCAGCCAUGGGAAGAGUCUUACCCAGCUUUUCAGUUUGCUGGUAUACCUCGUUAUACUAGGGUUCACUCAAUUUUGAGUGUGGACACUGAGAAAUAAACAGCACCACCACGUUGUGGCACCACUA
Molecule: messenger RNA, 846 nt
Organism: Phodopus roborovskii (desert hamster)
Lineage: Eukaryota; Metazoa; Chordata; Mammalia; Rodentia; Cricetidae
Gene: Tmem18
Product: transmembrane protein 18
Exons: 5
Coding region: 96-518 (140 amino acids)
Cellular component (GO): nuclear membrane
Source: RefSeq, a predicted model, not a curated record